Rhincodon typus (whale shark) is the source of this 3871-nucleotide messenger RNA. RefSeq names its product homeobox protein Hox-A6. Gene Ontology annotation, molecular function: RNA polymerase II cis-regulatory region sequence-specific DNA binding; DNA-binding transcription factor activity, RNA polymerase II-specific. Gene Ontology annotation, biological process: anterior/posterior pattern specification; regulation of transcription by RNA polymerase II. The transcript is spliced from 2 exons. Bases 2607 to 3296 code for a protein of 229 amino acids. NCBI's taxonomy places the organism in Eukaryota, Metazoa, Chordata, Chondrichthyes, Orectolobiformes, Rhincodontidae. The record is from RefSeq and is a predicted model, not a curated record. Gene Ontology annotation, cellular component: nucleus.
UUGCUAUCUAGAAGGAAAUAGAAAUACGUCAACGGAAAGAAUAAAUCGCAGUGACAGUAUUUUAGCCUUUCCCAGUCCAUUCCGUAAUUAGUUGUAACCUACCGUCGGAGUAAAUUUAGUUGGCGCUUUAUUUUCUGAAACUGCAAUGUUAUUUUUAAAAGUAUGAAUUGCAAAAUAUAGUAUGCAAUUCUAGGUUAGUGGUGAAAAAAGUUCAAUUGUACGGCAUUGCUUUCAACUCCAGAAGAUACAUAGUGUUCAAGUUAUUAUUUAAUAUAUUCUAUGGGCUCUUUAGUAGCAAUUUUCUCCACUCUGUGUGUUGAUGGUCUCAUUAUAUUGCCUUGUUUUCUCUAGUUUUCCUAACACGCGAUGCAGCAGCAGUGGCUAUUAGCCGUUCCACCUAAUUGGAAAAUAAUAGCCGUGGUUUACGCAUUGCUCUUUUGUUCAUCUUUCAAUAUCACCUUUUACUGCUCAGCAUUUCGGUCAUUUGCACGACACAACUUGUGUGAAGAUUCUUCAUGUUAAAGAAUGCAGCAAUUGUGGGGGCUUGCUAAUCAAACCUUUACUUCUAAGACCUGGUUUGUGACGAAUAAACGAAAACCAAAAAUAAAACAUAAAGCAAAGCCAUAAACAGAAAAGAUCAACGUUCAUGAGAACUGUUCGAAUUUAUUAAAAUUCAGUAUACAAUUGGAAGUAAAUGCAUAAAUAUAAUACAUGGUUAGAGGCUUUAGGGCAGAAACUGAGGAAAGCGGCAAGCGUCGGCCUUUCAUUAAGAGGGGUCGAACUGGCUUAAUCUUGCACAUUUUCCUCCAUAAUUGCUCUGUAUUUAUACUCACACUUCGAAAAGAUAUAGCUUUUCAUUUCGGCCAGCUUUCGGUUUGUUUUUUUUUAAUAGCCAGUCUAUAAUUAGGAAAGAGAGACAGGUAUAAGCUUGCAGGACUGAAAAUUAAUCUACUCGUGGUAUUUUAACUACUUGCGUUAACUAAUGGGGCAUCCACCCCAAAAAACUGUUUUAGCUGUCGAAAAUGUAAAAUCAUCCAACUACUAAACGACCGCAUUCACCAACUCUCCUUAAUUUGUACUGAUUGCCCUCUAAUUGCCAGGUUUCGAGUUCGGUUAUAGGUGCAGUAACAGUAUUUACUUGAGGGCUAAAAUAUCUUACUUGCCUAAAAUAUAUCCACAUCCUCCUCAUGUAUGUUUAUUAUUUACAGUACCUCAGAUAUUUCAGUAAGAGAUGUGACCAUUGUUGACGGAAAGGAAACCUAACGAGAUAAUGAGAUCUUUAGCAAGGAGCCUUUGGCUUCCGUCCUUUCAUUGCGAUCUGAUGCCGCGCUCAGGGCGCAGCAAAUGCUCUGUUAUUCCAAAACACAAAUGUCCCCAUUGAGAUGUUCAAAAUGCCUAAUUAUUCGAAAGGAAACAUUCCACUCUUUUAUGGUCGAUAAAACCUUAACAGUGUGCAAUUAUGGAAAGUCGAAGUUGGGAUUUGGGGAGUAUUAGUGAAUUUCAAUCGUACGCAAUUAAAACAACAUUCUAAUGGAAGAGAGCCAUAGUAGGGUUAUCAAGUAUAAAAUCGAGCUUCUCUGUGUUUCGAGAUCGCUUGGCCGUUCAAAUAAACCCGGCGAAUGUUGGUUAAAUAGAUGUUUCCCGAGAAGUGUUGUGGUGUUUGUAUACUAAAUGCACAUGUAUAUGCAUGCAUGCUUUAAUGAAGAACGCUGGUGCAAUAACAAUUACUCCCACACACAAUUACUGUGAAAUCUUUUAAAGCUGAAAAUCUGCGUUGCGCUCUACUGUUGGGAUUUUCUUCAUAAGAACAUCAAAAUUAAAUCUAUAAAUCAUAUCCCUAUAUAUGUACUCUUACCAUCAGGUUGUGUCUAUUUAUUGCUGGUAUGAAUUUACUGAAGGCACAAUUCAGGGACACUUGAUGUUGUGGGUCCCAGCACUUGUAGACGCUAUUGUUCUUUGUUUAAAAUGGGCAGAGAAAAAUAUUAUGGAGGGACUGAGGUUUGAUGUUUCCCAACUAGUGUACAUAAGCUAGCCAAAGGAAAUUUGUGCCUGUAAUAAAACAAAUCCAAAUGGAAAAAUAUGCUAAUAGAAAAUCUAAAUUCUUACAACAAUUAUUUACCCAACUUACUCUGUGCUUCUACCUAGGAGACACAUCUACAAAACUAGUGAUUUGUUGAUUUAUUUCUUAUUACCCUUCCUGCUCGAGCAUCUCUCUCCUAAUUAUUGUUGAUCCAUCAAUUGUGUGAAUGCGUAAUACACUGUCAUAAUUCCACGAAUGAAUGUAUCUAAAUUACGAAUACAUAGCUAUAUCUUGUAACCUGAUAGUGUUCUCUUUUGGUCGCUAAUAUUCCAUUAAAAUCACCUCUGUUAUAGUUCAGAGCAGAUUUGGUUGUUUGUAACUUUGCUAGCUCAGUCGCCGGAUCUCCAGGGAAUUUUUUGAACCAGAGUCGUUUUCUAUUGGCCAGAGACUGAUCAGCUGGUUAUAUUUGCUGCUGUCGCUUUGGCGCUCGGCCAUCCUGAAACAAACCACCUCGAUGACUACUAAUAGCUAAACCACAUUGUGUACUAAUACAUAACAAAUCAUAUUACUACAGACUGUGGAGCAAAUGAGUUCGUAUUUUGUGAACCCUACUUUCCCUGUUUCACUGCCCAGUGGCCAGGACUCCUUCCUCGGACAGAUCCCACUCUAUACAACGGGGUAUGAUGCUCUAAGGCACUUUCCAGCUUCCUAUGGGGCAGCGACGCUCCAGGAUAAGAGUUACUCGUCACCUUGUUAUUAUCAACAAUCCAACUCAGUAAUAGCCUGCAAUCGGGCAUCGUAUGAGUAUGGAGCUUCUUGUUUCUAUCCUGAAAAGGAUCUAACCAGUGUUUCGCCAUCCGGAAGUGGAAAGCACAGAGCCCAGGAUGAUUUCUUUUCCUCAGACCAACAGUACAAAACAGAUUGUGCACAAAACAAAAUUUUAAAUGAAGAAGGAAACGACCGGAAGUACAGUACUCCAAUUUACCCUUGGAUGCAACGAAUGAAUUCAAGUUCUAGUUCUGUCUUUGGGCCACAUGGGCGCCGAGGGCGACAAACCUAUACCCGAUACCAAACUCUUGAGCUGGAGAAAGAAUUUCACUUUAACAGAUAUUUAACCAGACGCCGCCGGAUAGAGAUUGCCAACGCACUCUGCCUCACAGAACGUCAGAUCAAGAUCUGGUUUCAGAAUAGGAGAAUGAAGUGGAAAAAGGAAAACAAACUUCUAAACACAACAGAAUCCAACAGCGAAGAUGCAGAGGAUAAAACAGGGGAGUAAGAGCGCGAAACCACAAGAAGUUAGUCUGGGCCUUUCUGUUUGGUAGUGAGUUCUUAUUUGCUCAUUCUGCUAAACAGUACAGAAAAAAAAAAUUCGUAUUUCUGUUCGUUUUCGUUGCCCCUCUCUGUCUGAGCUUGUGUCAAUGUAUCAGUGCUAGAGGAAGUGUUGAAAACACUCUGCAUUCCACAGCACACCAUAAUUAUACGGCAUUUAGGAUUAAUUGUUUUAUAAGUGCGAAGUGUGAGUGUUUCUGCUUCUCUAGUCGUUACUAUGUGAUGAUUUACUCCUCAAACAGUAUUCUAAUUGUUUCAAUGGAUAGGUUUAAAUAUAAUUUGACGGCCUUCAAAUAAUGAACGUAGUAGAUAUGCCCAUUUGCAAAUGAUAAAUAUGGUAUUGUAUAUGUCAAUAGUUUACUGCAAGAUUUCUUAUUGUUUUUGUUUUUGUCAAAUGAAGAGGACGCAGUGUUUAGUUAGCUUGUGCCAUGUUUUCUCUACCAAGAGAAGCAAAUAUAUUUGCUUGUGACUUGACAGCCAUGAGAUAAAUAAAUUCAGCCUGGCGACGCUAUUGCUCUUAAA